GGAAUAUAUAAAAAAAAAAGUUAUAAAGAAUGGGUUAUAGCGAAUGGUCAGAUGAAGAAAGUUCAUCUCGUAACCAUGGGCGUGAUAAAUUCCGUCAUGAACGCAGUGUCGAACGUGACAGAGCCUAUGGUAACGAUGAGUAUGAACGCUACGACCGAAAGAAGCGCGGUCGUCGUAGCCCUACUCCUCCUGAAGGUAUAUAAUUUACAAAUUAACUACACAUUUUCAAACAUCUCUACUUUCUUUUUCUUAUACAAUACUCUCCCAUCUAUUUCUAUAUCUACCACUCUUUUUUUUAUAUAUUUUCUUUACCUACUCUUAAUUCUUUAAAUCCAAAAAAAAAGAACGCAGACACAAAAGAAGACCAUCGUUUUCACCACCACCCAUGAGAAACUAUCAAAACUCGAGACCCAACAGAAUCGAAAGAGACAUGAGAAAUGAUCCGGACACCGAUCAUUACAUUCCCAACUAUGAACGCGAUGGAUAUGUACCUGGUCCUCGUUAUGGGAAUAAGCCUGAAGUAGUGUCAAACCCUCCCUUUGCCGGUCCUAAUAAUUCUGGUCCUGGUGGGUUUCCUAUGAUGGAUAUGAUGAAUCCCCAAAUGGUAAAUGGAGGUUGGGGUGGCAACGUUGGAAGGUUCUCUAUAGAUCCUAAUCAACUGGAUUAUCUCGUUCCAUUCAAACAAUUUUAUGAUUACACACGUAGAACCGCCACUAGACGUAUUGAUGAUGAAGAUAUGCAAAAGCGGUAUGCACAUUAUAAAGAGAAAUUUGCUGCUCGUCAACUUGCUCAGUUCUUUGUCGCUAAUAAGGAUAAGGAAUGGUUUCAAGAAAAAUAUCAUCCCAAGUUAUCACAACCUCGUUAUCAAGAUAUCAAGUUGCGUAGAAAACGGUAUUUAAACAACUUUUUAAAAGAGCUGGAAAAUGGUGAUUAUGAUGAUGUGCGUUUUGAUAAUGAUGGACAAGGAAACCUUACACCUCCCCCCGCUGAAAUCGAUGACAGUACAACAGAGACAGACGCACCAAAACCGGAUGAAAGCAAUAGCAAUGAUGAAUAUGAGACACGAUUGGUCAUCAAAACCGUUCCUCCCACUAUCCCCAGAGAGAAAAUUUUGGAGAUGUGCAAUAAAGUGGAUGGCUUUGAUUAUUUAUCCCUUUCAGAACCUGGACCCAACAAGAAAUUUCACAGAAUUGGUUGGAUCAGUUUUAAGGAAGGCACUGAUAUGAAAAAGGCAUUUGAACUUAUGGAUAAUCAAAAGGUGGACGAUUUUGUCUUCCAUUUAGCUAUGAAUCGUAAGGAUGCUGUCACAACACGUGUUCCACGUAUCGCUCCUGAUAUCUCCAACACCACCGAAAGAUUACAAAAAGAUCUCGAACAGGCCAAAGAGCUUGCUUUAGCUCUUGAAGCUAUUUUAGGUGAAGAUAUUCCAGAUGGAUUAAAAGCCGUAGAGGCGCGUGCUCAAAUGGUCAUUUCUGAGCGCGUUAAACCAGAAGAAGAAGAUGUAAAGAAGGAAGGCAGUGAGGAUGGAAAGGUUGAUGAUGAGGAUAAUGUUGAUAGAUGGAAUUUAAAAAAGAUGUUAGAUAUGAUUAUUAUAUAUUUAAGACGCGUUCAUAUGUAUUGUUACUACUGUGGCCUCGAAUGUGAUUCUCUUGAAGAGCUGAACAAAAAGUGUUGCGAACCUCAUUGUCGUGCCACUGCCAGUAAUGUCAUUGAUGAAAUGAAUGAUCCCAAACAAAUAGCAAAGAACGAGCGAGGAGUCGCACAAUGGGCCAAGAACUUGGAUCAAAAAAUUUCAAUGAAAAUUCAUACACCUGAUGAUCGUGAACUCAAACGAUUAGGUGGACGUGUUUUGCAAUCUGAGAUUGAUGAUUACGUAAAAGAGCAUGUGUUGAAGGAGCAUGAAUCAAAAUACAAGUGCCAAGUCGGCGAAUGUUCAAAAGCAUUUAAAGGAUUUGAUUAUGUCGAAAAGCAUAUUCUGUCCAAGCAUCCCGAAGAAAUUGAACGUAUAAAGGGAGAAGUGGAAUAUUACAACAAUUAUGUGUGUGAUCCCAACCAUUUGAUCCCUAGUCCUAACACAAAUCAUUUAAUGAAUCCUUUGCCGAAUAAUAUGUCUUUUGGCCAACAAGCACAACCAUUCAUGAUGGCUCCUGGACCUGGUGGGCCUGGUAACAUGCGACCUCCUCCUUUACCAAUGGGCGGUAUGCAUGGCGCGGUUGCUGGUACACCUUGGGAUCAGAUACCUCGUAUUGGCUUUGGUGCUGAUAAUGCACCUGCAGGUUGGACAACUGCCGUCAAUGCUGCACGAAGAGCAAGAAUACCAGGCGUCAUGGAUCCUGAGGAUUCUCUUCCUAAAGAUCCCCGCCAAGUCAAGUCAUACGUUGAUCUGGAUGCUCCUGCUGAAGGUGAUUCGAACAUCUCAUUCUAUUAAGUUUUUUUUUCUUCAAACGCCUCUUCUCUUUUUUUUUAUAUCUCCCACACAAAUACACAAUUUUAAAAAAAUAAACUCUUGUAAAAAAUAAACAAUUUU
Mucor mucedo is the source of this 2527-nucleotide messenger RNA. RefSeq lists its product as uncharacterized. NCBI's taxonomy places the organism in Eukaryota, Fungi, Mucoromycota, Mucoromycetes, Mucorales, Mucoraceae. The record is from RefSeq and is a predicted model, not a curated record. The transcript has 6 exons. Gene Ontology annotation, cellular component: nuclear body. Gene Ontology annotation, biological process: mRNA processing; primary miRNA processing. Gene Ontology annotation, molecular function: nucleic acid binding. The coding region runs from base 386 to 2428 and encodes 680 amino acids.